Messenger RNA from Contarinia nasturtii (swede midge), 967 nucleotides. RefSeq names its product putative peptidyl-prolyl cis-trans isomerase dodo. Lineage: Eukaryota; Metazoa; Arthropoda; Insecta; Diptera; Cecidomyiidae. The transcript has 3 exons. Gene Ontology annotation, molecular function: peptidyl-prolyl cis-trans isomerase activity; protein binding. Bases 387 to 875 code for a protein of 162 amino acids. Gene Ontology annotation, cellular component: nucleus; cytosol. The record is from RefSeq and is a predicted model, not a curated record.
UCGGCAUACGUCAAAACGAGAUGUGAAAAAAGAAUAAAUAUUCGGAAGAAAUUUCUAAUGGUUUUUAAUCGAAAUAAAUUGUCCACAUCUGAUUUUAAAUGCAUUCUUCAUUCAAGUUAUAAUGAGAAUACGAUUGUAAACAUAUUUUGAAUUACAAACGGAAUCCGUAUUAAUAUCGCACCUAUAUUUGGAGGGAAACUUUUUUCUCUGAGUUUUGACAUUUCGUUGUGCAAAUUCAAUACAAAAAAAAGUCAGUGACUAAACACAACGCAUUAAAAUCGUGCUUUUUUAACAGGAUUUUCAUAAAAGCCACACAAUCCAUUUGAAAAUAAAUUGCAGUUUCUAGUGCGUUGAUAAAGAAAUAUUGGUAAAGAAAUUUUUUUAACAUGGCUGAUUCAACGGAAGAAAUUGUUCCCGCCGGUUGGGAGAAAAGGACCAGUCGCAGUACCGGAUUGCCAUACUACUUGAAUGUCUAUACUAAAGAAUCACAAUGGGAAUUACCUUCAUCACCCGCUGAUGGUGAUUCGUCCAAAGAUCUAAGCCAAGUUCAAUGCGCUCAUUUAUUGGUCAAACAUAAAAAUAGCCGUCGCCCGAGCUCAUGGCGUGAAGACAACAUUACACGAACCAAAGAAGAGGCACGUGCCAUUCUGACUGGCUACUAUGAAAAGAUCAAGUCUGGUGAGACAACUUUGGCUGACUUGGCACUAAAAUACUCGGACUGUAGUUCAGCAAAGCGUGGUGGUGACCUGGGGCCCUUUUCUCGUGGACAAAUGCAAAAGGCAUUCGAAGAUGUUGCAUUCAGCUUGAAAAUUGGAGAAAUUUCUGAAAUUACGGAAACCGAUUCUGGAUUGCAUAUCAUCGAGCGAAUCAAAUAAAUUUACAUGCAUUUACGCAAUCACAUACUUUUAUUAGCGAUUUUCGCAUUUUGAAACAAAUAAAAUAAAUACACAUUACUUUUCAUUCAAAA